This is a messenger RNA of Heterocephalus glaber (naked mole-rat), 8633 nucleotides long. Lineage: Eukaryota; Metazoa; Chordata; Mammalia; Rodentia; Bathyergidae. The record is from RefSeq and is a predicted model, not a curated record.
CUUGAAUAAACUAUAUAGCCCAGGCUGGCCUUGAACUCAUAAAAAUUCUUCUGCCUCAGCCUCCUGAGUGCUGGUGGUAUCUGUGGAUGCUGCCCUCAGGUUUGCCUUUUAAGACUGACCCUCUCCUCAGUAUAGGUUGGACUGCAGUGGCUGAGGUUUGGGCAGCAGGGCUGGCUUAGCAGAGGGGUGUGUGGAAGAGACCUAGAUGCCUCCUGUGCAUAUGUGUGACUGUUUUGUUUUAGCCAUGCAGCAUGGUGGAGCCUGGGCACCCAAGGUAGCAGACUGUCUUCUUGGUCAGCCCUGAGCAUUUUACCCUCACUGACUUCCCCAGUAACCUAAGCAACAGCAUCAGCCUUGGUCCAUCCUAAGGACCAUGGAUGCUAAGCUCUGUGCAGUGCUUAAGAAAGAGCCAGGGGGAAAAAAGAAGACAAGAAAGAGCCAGGGAAGACUGCCCUUGGGGACUCUGAGCCUGAUAGUAUAGAGGAAGGUAAGUUCCUACUCCAGGGAGCCUCUGGACUGGAUGGGAAAGCAUGGCUUCUUGGAGGGGGUCAACAAGAAAACAAUCCCAGCCCAGAUUGAGCCUGGAAGCUAUUGGGGUAACUGGGGCUGAUAUGAGUCUUAAGGAAGAUAGGAAGUAGCUUGACCUCUUAGAAUUGAGCCCAGGGCAGUGGUGUGACAGCAAGGUGGGAGGGCACAUUCUCGGGAGCUCUCCAAGGUGAGGUUGAGCUCUGCGGAGGUGGUGACGGGCAGGCCGCUUUGCUGUCCGUGGUGCUGAACGUUCUGAGCCCAUGCCCUGGCCUCAUUCCUUUGGUAAAUACUGCUUUUUGCCCUCCCCACCUCUCUGCCAUCAUCUUCUUCUCAUUUUCUUUCCAGAUAUCCGAUAACCAUAUUGCUGCCCCCCCCACCAGAGCCUCACCCACUCCCUCGUGCCAACCUGCCUCUUGGGCUCUUUUGCCCGUAACUACACCCAGAAAUGGUCCUUCACAGUCUGUUUCCCACGGUCCAUGCCUUGCCAGUAAGAUUAUCAGAAAUAGGGGUGCCAGUGUGGGGAGCAUUUGAAAGUUAUGUAGGGAUGUUUGGAGUUGUCACGGUGGCUUGGGGUUUAUUGGCAUUUAGCAAAAUGGGAGUCAAACAAUUGACUCUACUGAGAUGCCAAUAGCUCCAUUAGGAACCAACUGACAUUAUUUUUUUCUUAGAGGGGAAACUGAGGCCAAGAGGGAAGAUACUUACCCAUGGUCACCUAGCCAGCCACAGACAAAAAUCUAGAUUAUAGGCUCCCAUCUCCCAGCUAGGGUUCUGGACUACUCCAGGUGACUCCUUAAACCAGAAACUAUUGGUGUCUGAGUGGAGAACAGUCGUGCUUCAGUCAUUCUUGCCACAGGCCAGGGCCACUCUGGGGACAGGGACUAGGCUUCCUAAACCACAGAGCCUUGCAAAAGAAGACCCUGCCUGCAUCAAACAAACCCUAAUGCCCCCAGCAGGCCACAGUGCACACUAUUGGCAUCGAUCCUCUGCAGGGGCACCUGUGUUGCUGUGGUAACGGGCACCUACCUCGCUGCAUCCAUCUCCACAGUUCUGGCCUGGCCACCUACCCUCAGGCUUUCCACGCCCAUCCUCCUGUGGUUCCAGUGACAGGAUGGGGGGCCUUGCUCGCUUCUGUCCAAAGCUGUGCCUGAGGCCUUGGCACCCGCAUUAGCAGCAGUGCUUCCUCAAAGGACAGAAACGUCUGUCUUCAAGUUCUCCCGUGCCUCAUCCCCAGAUAGGGCUGGGGCCCUGGAGGGACACCCUUCCCAUCCCCACAUCCCACAUCUCACACCCUAAUGCCCGGAGCUCAGCAGAUCUAAAUGAGUUCAAUUUAGCCUGUGUGGACUCACUGGCUGGCUCCUGUGGAGGGAUGCAAUGAUCCGGUAUGGUCUCUACCUGCUUCUCUGUCCCCAGGAAGCUCAAGUGCAGUAGCAAAGGAUUAGAACCGAAGAGAAAAAGUCCAUAAUGAAUUAUGGCAAAUGCUCUAGAAUACAUUUUUGUAUUGCAGACUAUGGAUUGUGGGAUAAUAGUGGACUGUGAAAUGAAUUUAGCGGGUCAUGACCAGUAUUUGAAUAUGAAAUGAAAAGAAUACAUUAGAAUAGAAUAGAGAGGAAAACAUUAUAGCUGUUGUCAAGAUAAAUUUUGCUUUAUAAAACUGGAUUCAAAUAUGGGUGGGUGAGAGCCGGGGAUUUAGCUCAGUGGUUUCACCACCUGCUGCUCAAAUGUAAGGACCUGAGUUCCAUCCCAGGUACCAAAAGAAAAAUGUGGGGGGUGUGCUAAAGUGUGUUACAAAAAUAUGUGUUAGUGUAGUUCAAGCUCAAAAAUAUGUGUAGUGAAAUGUGAAGGCCUGUGGUCUAAAAGAUGGGAAUAAACAGAAGAAGGAAGUACUUAAAGAAAAAAAAGGGAUUGCUUCAGACCUGGGGUGCUGGGCAAGGGCCCAUAGAGGAGGUGGCAUUUGAAGUGGGGUAUAAAAGAUAGGUAGGGGCCAGGGAUUUAGCUCAGUGGUGCCACUGCCUGCCUCGCAAGUGCAAGGUCCUGAGUUCGAUCCCUGGUACAGGAAUGAAUAAAUAAAUAAAUAACAGAUAGGUAGGAGUUUGUCUGUGAGCAGUGAGUGAGUGUGAGGAGGGUACUUCAAGGGAUGGAUCAGUGCAAAGCCAGGUAUGUCCCAGGCCUUAGUGCAAACCUCAGCUGCCAUGUGAAGUGGCAGCCGGGGGGCUGAGGAAGCUGGAGUUUAUUCUCAAGAACAAUAAAGAAGCCUUGAUGACAUUUAAGCAGGAAAAAGCAUGGACCAGAAGAAGUAGGGAGGCAAGAAAGGAGGAUGUUGUGCCAAUUCAGGCAAGAAGACCCAGAGAGAUGGGCAGAGGGAGCAGGUUCCAAAAAAAGCAGAGGAGACAGAAUGCACAGAACUUGGCACUUCUGGGGCAUCAAUGUGAGGACAGAAAAGGUCCCCGUGGUAGCAUCUCCAUCCAGACUGCUCUCAUCCACAAGUCCACCCUGUGGACAGAGUCACCAUGAGAAAUGAGCAUUCUGAGCUCUGACCUCAGGGAGCCCCCAUCUUAUCAAAGAUAGCAGACUCGCCCACAUGGACCACUCAGAGCUGGCCAGAGUGCAGGGUGCCAGCCAUCAGGACUGGGGGUGCUCAAGAAAACAGUGGAAUGGAGCAAUCAGAGAGGCCUUCCUGAAGGAAGUAGCCUAGUACUGAACUUGAGGAAACUGGAUAACAUCUAUAAAUAUUUCCAAGAAGGCAAUGUUUUCUACCCUUUGAGCCAUAACCAGGACCAAGGUCUAUUUUAUACCACACAGACCUGCUCAGAGGGACUUUAAAGCCCUAUCAGAAAGAGACUGUGCCUUUUGCAAAAGGACCUGCCCUCCAAGGAAAUCUUUACUGCUUUAUUCAGUGAUGUCAGUGGCCUCACAUGUUGAGGUAACCCCUCCCUCUCAGGAGCUCAAAUGUCACUGAGGAAGACAGUUCCAGGCUUUAGAUGCUCAAAGCCUACCUGGGAAAGUCAGGUUCCAGGGGCAGGGACAAGGGGCAGGUCUGUUUUUGAGGGUCAGAAUCAGUGAGAGACCACAUAGUCCCCAACAGACUUGCUGGACCCAGCCAGAUGUGGCUCAGGCUGCUGGGCCCUGGAGGCAGGACUGGGCCAGUACCAACCCUGAACUUGAAAAAUCUAUGUACUCACAGCAGCAAAUUAAAGAAUAAUUAAGCUAAUAGAAUCUCCCCCGUUGUUUUGCUCUUUGGCAAGUGUUCCUCAAUGAUUCCAUUGCUUUUAACUCAACGGAAGUGGAUUUUUAAGUAAUUUAAUUAUUUUAGAACUUAUUGUUUCCAAAAACAAUCUAAGGUCCCCCCUCCAGCUCUGUGACUCUGCGCUCUGUGAGUGAUUUGUUUUAAUUAGCUUUAUAUUGUAUAUCUAACAUAAGCCAACAAGAAGCUCCACAGCAACUGCCCACUAGCCAGAGGGCAGAACCUUGGCCCAAAGUUCCUCAACAAUGGAUCACUCUGAAUCUGUAAUCAAGUGGGGGAGGGGGGAGGCGGAAGGCAUGCUGAUGGGUCACAGAGGUGAGCCACCCCCUUCUCCGUGGGAGAGGCCUCCCAGCGGGGGUCGAGGGAGGGCAUUCUGCAGGGAGUGGCUUCAGGGCUCGCCUUCACAGUAAGGGCUAGGAUGGAGAGAAAGGCGAGCACACAGUUUUCAGUCUUCUCACAUUUCCCUUUGAUAAAACCUGUACUUUUGCACUCCAGCCAUUGCUGCUCCAAAAUACCUUCUCGAAUGUCACAUCCCAGCUUUGAUACAGAUGCUGGCUGUCAAGUAACUAAACACAUCACAUGAUCUCCCGGGCAGCAGGAGCUCAAAGGCAGACACACAGUCCUGUGUCCCCAGGUUCCCCUCAUCUCCCUUUGCCACAACUUGGCAGCCUAAAGGUCAAGAAUAUAAGACCUGGAGCCAGACCUGCUGGGCUGGAAUCUUCUUGUCAUCCUUGCAUCCUUGGCAAGGGCUUAACCUUUUUUUUUUGGCCUUGGUUUCCUCCUCUGUAAAAUGAGCAGCAUCACCAGCCUCUCAUAAGGCUGUCAUAAGGAUUGAGGAGGGGAAAAGACCCGGCACAUGGAAACACAUGUAUACAGAUAGUAGCUACUGUGAAAAUGCAGCUGCUGAUAUUGGUGAAAAGAAGUGCAGAGCUCCUAACUGUAAAAUGAUUGAGGCAAGAAUGGCAAUUCUUUGUUGUGCUAAAAAGCAACAAAUCUUCAGCCAUAACUCAGUGCUCACAAUUAGGUUCGGUUUUGUAGCACAAAGCAAAACAAAAUGAAAGAAAAUGUGCAAAGAGCUACUCAAAGAUUCUACUAAAAUAGAUAUUAACAUAUUCUUUAGCUAAUAUGUAAAAUAAGCCUUUUGUGCAACUUUCACAUAAAUGACUUUCAUGUAAACUUUCAGACAUGCAUUGUGUUUCCGGGCCCAGGGAAGCUAAGGAAUGUGGACCUUAUCCUUCAGGCACCAGGAAGCCAGAGAGGGUUCUUGAGGAGGGAAGUGAGUGACCUGACUCUUGGUGGUUGGCAUCUUCUGUAGGGAACACCUACCGAGAAUGCUUAGAGAACGGGACAUGGGCCUCAAAGAUCAACUACUCACAAUGUGAGCCCAUUUUGGAUGACAAGGUGAGUAGCCCCACCGCCCCAACCCUGGUCCUUAUACAGGUAUUGGGACUCACGUUGGACACAGAGGAUCCCAAGGAUGACAAAGCCCAUCCUACAUCACCCCGCCAUUCCUUUUGCACUUCCUGCCCUGCCACUGUGCCCCUGUUCUGUGCUCUGUGACACUGUGGUGGGAGUCGGGAAGGAGGGCAGGCAGUCCCACCUCCAGGACAGCUUGGGCUGAUGGAGGACACAGCCAAGGGGGCAUGGGACACAAAAAGAGUGCUCCCUAACACCUAAAGGCUGUGUUCCGCCAAGCCUCAGUUUCCCCAUCUAGCACGCUGAAUCUGAGACUCCUUUUGGAAUCAAGUGCAGCCCCGAGGGCUGGGCCCGUGUGAAGUGGGGCCUGCUCCAGCUUUCUCUGCAACUGGAGUCUUUUGGCAAUUUGUCUAGAGUCAGCAGCACUUGGUGAUAACACAAAGUGAACUGACUUAGCUGGUCUGAGAAGCAUCCUUCAAAGCUCUGCAGAUGUGCCCUCCUCAUAGCUACACCUGGGGCAGACCCCAGACUUCUCUCUGCCACUGCUCCUGAGGCGGGAGAGCAAGUUGGCCCACUCUACAGAUAUCAGAACUGAGGCCCAGCUCAGCCUCAUUCUCAGUUGCUCAGCCAGCUCAGGUAUGAGCAGAGCCUAAACCCAUUGUUUAGAUUUCUUUAGAUUUCUAUUUUUUCAAAUCUGUGCCUAUAUCUCUGGGAUAUCUUAGAAUGGACUACAUCCAAAUGUGCCCCCAAAAUGCAUAUUGGGACAGCUGACCAUGGCCAUUUAUAAUGACUAGACCCACCAAGGCCCCCUGGGACAAGUUCUAGGAGCCAGGCAUGGGGGUGGAGGGACACAUAGGCCCCCGAAGUUAGGACACACAGGAAUGGCCAUGGCUGGAGUGCCCAGCCCCAUGCUAUGCCCACUGCCUCCAUCUGCCAUGUUUGUUAUCCAUCCAGCAGAGGAAGUAUGACCUGCACUACCGCAUUGCUCUUGUGGUCAACUACCUGGGCCACUGUGUUUCCAUGGUGGCGCUGCUGGCCGCCUUCCUGCUUUUCCUGGCCUUGCGCCCAGCUGGACCCUAACCCCAGGCAUGUUGGAGCUCUGACCCCAGGGGACCUGGCCCGGCUGACCUGGGCUCACCUGGCCUGUCCCAGAAGCAUCCGCUGCCUGCGGAAUGUGAUCCACUGGAACCUGGUCACCACCUUCAUCCUGCGAAACAUCAUGUGGUUCCUGCUGCAGCUCAUUGACCAUGAAGUGCACGAGAGCAACGAGGUGUGGUGCCGCUGCAUCACCACCGUCUUCAACUACUUUGUGGUCACCAACUUCUUCUGGAUGUUCGUGGAGGGCUGCUACCUGCACACGGCCAUCGCCAUGACCUACUCCACUGAGCGCCUGCGCAAGUGGAUCUUCCUCUUCAUUGGAUGGUGUGUCCCCUGCCCCAUCAUCGUCGCCUGGGUCAUUGGCAAACUGUGUUAUGAAGAUGAAAAGUGCUGGUUUGGCAAGGAGCCCGGCAACCUGGUGGACUACAUCUACCAAGGCCCCAUCAUCCUCGUGCUCCUGAUCAAUUUUGUGUUUCUGUUCAACAUUGUCAGGAUCCUAAUGACAAAAUUACGAGCAUCCACCACGUCUGAGACAAUCCAGUACAGAAAGGCGGUGAAGGCCACCCUGGUCCUCCUGCCCCUGCUGGGCAUCACCUACAUGCUCUUCUUUGUCAACCCUGGUGAGGAUGACCUGUCGCAGAUCGUGUUCAUCUAUUUCAACUCCUUCCUGCAGUCUUUCCAGGGUUUCUUUGUGUCUGUCUUCUACUGUUUCUUCAAUGGAGAGGUGCGCUCAGCCGCGAGAAAGAGGUGGCACCGCUGGCAGGACCAUCAUUCCCUCAGAGUGCCUGUGGCCCGGGCCAUGUCCAUCCCCACAUCACCCACGAGGAUCAGCUUCCACAGCAUCAAGCAGACAGCGGCUGUGUGACCGCUGGGCCACUCAGCUGCCCAUGACUCCACCACAGGGGCAGCUCCCCACCGUCCUCCUCUUUCUCCCUUCUUAUUGCACAGCCCCAGGGACACAGGAGAAGGGAGAGGAGCGUCCAGCCCUCCUCCCUGGCAGAAAAGCAGCUGUGCAAGAGGAAGAGGGCUCUGAGGGAUGCAGGGCCUGCUGUGGCCGAAAGUCUCCAUGCAAGAAGGAGCAGAGGAGGGUCACCAUGGAACUCCCAAGAAGAGCAGGGAAGAUGUCUUUAGGCACUUGCCCACCCCAGCCUCUCUGAAUAGAUCUUCACUGUCGCCCCACUCACUGAUGAAGAAGGCCAGGGAAGAGGCCUACCCAAGUCACAUGGCUCAUUGCUGCAGUCCCAGUGCCCACAGCCCCGUGGCAGUUUACCCUGCUCCCUGUUUUUUGCCUCCACACUCAAGGGUGCUCUCUGCCGCUGGGACGUCAAGGGUUUUCCAGCUGGCUUCAUCUGAGGGUCUGGCAACCAGAGAAGCCUCCCUUGCGCCCUCCAUGACUGGCUGUCCCUCCCCUCUCCCCAGCCAUCUCCUCCUUGGGGCUUCAGCCAGGAUGCUGCUUCCUCCCUGGGGACCUCUUCUCAGCCCAGUGUUCAGACUGGGCACUUGGAAGAGGCAGAUAAGGAGAAAGAGACAGCCAGCAAAGCCACACCCGUAGGCCAACCAGAUACACAGCACAGAAAAACUGGGGAGCAAAAGUAUGGGGGUAGGAGGGAGGAGUGGUGGGGAUACUGGCUUUGGUGAUGAGAACAAAUCCCCCAGUUCCUUGUGCGCCUGGGUGUCAGCCUCCCCUGUGCUAUCUGUGAAAUAAACCAUGCCUCAGGAAUUGGCCUCCCCUCGGGUCACGUGACCAGGAUUUGAGUGGUGUGGGCCAAAGAUGGGAGCUAGGUCUGCAGGCCACAGCCAUGUCUCCCCUCUGUAGUGGACACUGGCCCUGGCUGGGGUGGACCUUCCUCUCUAACCUGUGGAGUUUGGAGUCACCAUGCUCAGAGCACCCACGCAUCCCUUUAUCUCUCCUCAGGCUAAAACCCACCCCCAGCCCCAAAGGCAGUUGACUGACUCAGCAUGGAAGAAGUGUGCAGCUCAGCCUGCAAAGCAGACCUGUCCCAGUGGCCAAAGCCCCAGACUCUGCAGGGACAGACAGACAAAGCUUCUCAGGCUAUUUCUGGUUUAUUUUCCAUCCCCGUCCCCCUCAAGGAAGGUAACCAGAAUCUAGAGAGAAGCCACUAGGCCAUUAGUUUGAAAAUGGGCUUUUGCUCUAGAUACCCCCAUAAAAAUAAACUUUGAAAAAUUAUGUAUCCCACCCUGCACAUUCUUAACUUGGUAUUUAAUAAGGUUUUAACAGUGCAAAGGAUGUGAUCUCUAGCAUUUGGUAAAUAUUUACAUUUUAAAAUAAAACUGCCAUAAUACUUUAAAAUAUAUCAUAUGGAAUCUAAACACUGCAGUGAUUUAAUAC